GAGGUAAACAAAAUGACCUUUAACCCUCAGAUUGUUCACCUUUCAUCCCUUGGAGAUUCAGACAAAGGCUUGCAGGAUUGGAAGAUUGCGAGGAGGUGAAAAUCAAAACUGGAAGCAGGUACACAAUGGCAGAGGCAGGUAAUGGGUCUCCUACUGCUGAUUACCAGCGUUUCAGCGAGAAGUAUCCUACUGGUGUUUUAUACAAUGAUGCAAGCAAAGCCAAAAACCAGCCAACAACGAGCAAAACCAGUUUGGUCAAUCAUCCGGAAGCAAACACUGAUGGGAAACCCUACAUGUGUGGGGAGUGUGGUUACAGAGCGGUUCAAAAAUCUACCUUAUACUUACAUAUGAGAACACAUACUGAUGACAAACCCUACAAGUGUGACCAGUGUGACUAUUCUGCUUCAAGAAAAUCCAGUUUGGACCAACAUCUAGCCAAACACACUGGUGAUAAGCCCUACAUGUGUGGGGAGUGUGGGUAUAGGACAUCUCAGAAAUCUUAUUUAUCCAGACACAUGAGGACUCACACGGGCGACAAACCCUACAAGUGUGACCAGUGUGACUAUUCUGCUGCACAAAAAUCCAACUUGGACAGACAUCUAGCAAAGCACACUGGUGAUAAGCCAUACAUGUGUGAGGGAUGUGGGUACAGUACAAGUAAAAAAUCUGCCUUAUCCCUACACAUGAUGAGAACCCACCCAGGAGAGAACCUCUGAAAGUUUGACCUGACUUUGUGACUUUCUGCUUCUUAAAGGAACGUCUAGCCAUGCGUAAGUUUGAGAAACCCUACUCGAGGGUCAAGAACAGGACAGCUCGGAAGUCUACGUUGCCGAAAAUAUGAAAAUUCAUAAAUGGGGAAACUCUACAAAUAUGGCCAGCGGGACUAUAUUCUGCAGCACACAAAACAUCUUCUUGGAUAAACAUUGUA
Branchiostoma floridae (Florida lancelet) is the source of this 928-nucleotide messenger RNA. RefSeq names its product zinc finger protein 300-like. Gene Ontology annotation, molecular function: DNA-binding transcription factor activity, RNA polymerase II-specific; RNA polymerase II transcription regulatory region sequence-specific DNA binding. Gene Ontology annotation, biological process: regulation of transcription by RNA polymerase II. The transcript has 2 exons. Bases 126 to 716 code for a protein of 196 amino acids. The record is from RefSeq and is a predicted model, not a curated record. NCBI's taxonomy places the organism in Eukaryota, Metazoa, Chordata, Leptocardii, Amphioxiformes, Branchiostomatidae. Gene Ontology annotation, cellular component: nucleus.